Molecule: messenger RNA, 381 nt
Organism: Penicillium concentricum
Lineage: Eukaryota; Fungi; Ascomycota; Eurotiomycetes; Eurotiales; Aspergillaceae
Exons: 1
Coding region: 1-381 (126 amino acids)
Source: RefSeq, a predicted model, not a curated record
AUGGAUGCCGAAUGGUGGUUCGAAAACUCCAACAAAAACACUCGAUUGGUUUUACUGUUCAAGAUCCACAAGAACCAUUUUUGGGUGGAUGUUGAACUGUGGUCAGCGCCUGACGGUACUCGACCAGGCCCACCUACACACCAGAAUAUCGCUAUCGGCCCAGACCAUCCUGAACAGUUCAAGCCGCUUGAAAAAAGGACACCCCUAUCGAUUACACAAGCACUCCGAGCCACAGGGGAUGCAGUCACAGUGGUCAAGGGUCCGGGUCCGGAUAUUAGUCUAGACUACGAGCUGCUCAUGUGGGAAGACCGACCACCUAGACAAGCAGAAAUCGUCAUUACGCCACGGAUACUGCAGGUGAUUUGUAAAGAAAUCUACUAA